AAGUGGGGGGAGCAGGGUCUGUAGUGUUGUGGUUCCAGUGCGACUUAUGUGUGUUUUCAUGGAAAUGUUGCUAUGUAACUCAUAAUUAGUAAUCAUUCUUCGGUGUAAGCUCAAACUAUUCUGUCGGCUGGUGUCGUCGGUGAGGAGCAGGACUAUAAUGUCUGGAGCCGUCGGUGGAGGAGGAGGCUCCUCCUGUCUGGGCGCAGCAGCGGCAGCUAGUUGCAGCUCCGCCGGCUCUCCCUACACUGCUGCAGCCGGAGGAGGCGCGGGGAUAGCCGGGAGGCUGCCAGCCCGGGUCCUGGAGCAUGUUUUCUCCUAUCUGGAGAUGUCUGACUUGAUGCGGUGUUCGCUGGUCUGCUGGCACUGGAACAAUAUCCUCGCGGAUGAAAACAGCGAGGUGUGGCGCAGCCUCUGCACCCGGUCCCUGAGCGAUGAGGCUCUGCGGUCUGACAUCCUGUGUAACCUGCCCACCUACAAGGGGAAACUCAAGGCCUUUCAACAUGCUCUGAGCUCCCAUGACUGCUCUCGCAAUGUUUACGUGAAGAAGAACGGCUUUACCCUGCACCGCAACCCUAUUGCCCAGAGCACGGAUGGUGCGCGUGGCAAGAUUGGCUUUUCGGAAGGACGGCAUGCCUGGGAGAUCUGGUGGGAAGGCCCCCUUGGCACCGUGGCUGUGAUAGGCAUCGCCACAAAGCGGGCAGCAAUGCAGUGCCAGGGCUACGUUGCUCUACUGGGCAGUGAUGACCAAAGCUGGGGCUGGAACCUGGUCGACAACAACCUGCUUCAUAAUGGGGAGGUUAAUGGAAAUUUCCCACAGUGUAACAAUGCACCAAAAUAUCAGGUGGGAGCUGGAGUUGUGUCUGCAUGUCAUUCGUAUCCUCAUCAGAUUGGGGAGAGAAUUCGGGUGAUCCUAGACAUGGAUGACAAGACGUUAGCCUUCGAGAGAGGAUUUGAGUUUCUUGGAGUAGCAUUUCGUGGACUCCCCAAAGCCUGCCUAUUCCCUGCUGUCUCAGCAGUAUACGGAAACACUGAGGUCACCAUGGUGUACUUGGGAAAACCUCUGGACGGCUAGAAGCAGAAUAACAUGUGCCACCAUUCAAAUUAUCAAGCCACUGGUGAGUGCAGGACUUUGACUGUCAACACAGUGCCAACCAUGUGUGUUGCACCAUGUCAAAAGUGGUCAUGUUUCCUCCAAGCAAAAUAACUCUAUUCACAUACGUAGAGAGGACUGUUGGCAUUUCUACUACAGCGGCACAUGAACCCAGUCAGUUUUUGGACUACAGGGAAAAGGGUGUGGGGACAGUCAUAAACACGUGGAAGUGUCCACUUUUACAGUUUAGCUGCUGGACCUUUUAUGUACAGACCAGGGGAACAUAAUUUAAUUUCAUGUGAUUCAGUGCUGAACAUUUACUUGAUAUUUUGUCCGCUUGAAUGAGGCCAAAACUCUUCUAAACUGUGGCAAAUACUUUAAGACAUAAUUUUAAUAAGUGACACAGUCGUUGUUAUGAAUAGCUAUCUGUUGUAUGAGUUAACACAGGUGAACUAUAAUCAGUGACUGGAUUAUAAUGGUUUUAUGCCAAAUGUGACCUAAUGUUGUAUUUUGAUAAAGGCAAACAGAGAACUUAAGGACCAACUGUCACACAUGUGCAUGGACACUGGUGUAUGGACUGAAUCAUUUGCCCUUUUAAAAUACUCAUCCAGUAAUGGUGGAAACUAUAUCCGUAUCAUGUUAAUGUGUGUCCUUUUUAAUGUGCUACUGUAGUAUUACACACUAUUUAUUGGUUUUAUCUAUGGUACUAUAGAUACUGUAUGGUUAUAGGGUUCGAAAAUAAAGUCUAUAAGGUGCCACUCUUAGAACAAAGAUGGUUUGAUGCUUGUGUUUGCAGCACAGAUGGUUGUAUACCACAGCCUGUCGAUUUAUCUGCGCAGUCACAGCUGUCCAGUUACACUACAUGUUUCCAGCCCAUGUUACACAAAUCUGUCCCCUGAACUUUGGAAGGAAGACUCAGAGCUAAAGAGCUCAAGCCUAUAAACUGCAUAUUGUCAAGGUCUGGUAAAAACCAUGUAUCUCCACAUUUUGUGAUUUCGAAUUGUUCAGAUAAAUUGUUCUUUUACGUGUUGAGAAAUAUUCCUAAAUCUUAAAAUAAAUGAAUCAUGCAAAAUCC
Messenger RNA from Seriola aureovittata, 2165 nucleotides. It is a transcript of the gene fbxo45, whose product is annotated as F-box protein 45. Gene Ontology annotation, cellular component: SCF ubiquitin ligase complex; synapse. Gene Ontology annotation, molecular function: protein binding. The coding region runs from base 158 to 1072 and encodes 304 amino acids. Gene Ontology annotation, biological process: synapse assembly involved in innervation; proteasome-mediated ubiquitin-dependent protein catabolic process. The transcript has 3 exons. The record is from RefSeq and is a predicted model, not a curated record. Lineage: Eukaryota; Metazoa; Chordata; Actinopteri; Carangiformes; Carangidae.